CCCAAAUCGUGAGAUCAUUUGCAUUUGCAGAGCCAGAGCCAGAGCCAGAGCCAGAGGGGGAGAAAAGAAAACUAGGGCAUAUCUUUGAGCUCAGCUGAGAAGGUGUUAUUGAUUAUUGAAGAUCUUCAUCUUACGAAAUUUCAAUGGCUCCACUUGUUCCAAGAUCUGGAGAUGCAAUUUUCGCUAAUGUUGAACGUGUUAAUGCGGAGUUAUUUACGUUAACUUAUGGUGCAAUGGUGAGACAAUUGCUUACGGAUUUAGAAGAGGUAGAGGAAGUCAACAAGCAGCUUGAUCAGAUGGGUUAUAAUAUUGGAAUUCGACUAAUUGACGAGUUUCUAGCUAAAUCUAAUGUUUCUAGAUGUGUUGAUUUCAAAGAAUCUGCUGAUGUGAUUGCAAAGGUCGGUUUCAAGAUGUUCUUAGGGAUCACCGCAACUGUUACCAAUUGGGAUGCUGAUGGAACAAGUUGCAGUCUUAUCUUAGAGGAUAAUCCCCUUGUGGACUUUGUUGAGCUUCCUGACACAUGCCAAGGUCUAUAUUAUUGCAAUGUCCUUAGUGGAGUUAUCAGAGGAGCCCUAGAGAUGGUUUCUAUGAAGACCGAAGUCACAUGGGUUCGUGAUAUGUUGCGUGGAGAUGACGCAUACGAGUUACGGGUGAAACUUCUGAAGCAAGUUCCUGAAGAGUACCCUUACAAAGACGACGAGUAACUUGUGACAGUAUGAAUUGGUAAUUUCAUGAAUGUGCAGUUUAUGUUUGUUGUUUUCCUUAUAUUAAAGAAUUUUGAACUUCUCCUGUUUAUAUUAAUGACUUGUAAACAACCAAGCUCUCUGCAUAAACUUACUAGACUGUAAUUCUUUGGUGUUCAACUUCCUGCUUUAGAAGCUAACAUCAAUUAUUUCUGUGUAGCA
Papaver somniferum (opium poppy) is the source of this 905-nucleotide messenger RNA. RefSeq names its product trafficking protein particle complex subunit 3-like. Lineage: Eukaryota; Viridiplantae; Streptophyta; Magnoliopsida; Ranunculales; Papaveraceae. The record is from RefSeq and is a predicted model, not a curated record. Gene Ontology annotation, cellular component: cis-Golgi network membrane; TRAPP complex; cytosol. The transcript is spliced from 5 exons. Gene Ontology annotation, biological process: intra-Golgi vesicle-mediated transport; endoplasmic reticulum to Golgi vesicle-mediated transport. The coding region runs from base 144 to 704 and encodes 186 amino acids.